AUGACAACUGGCGAGGCAGUGGGUACCCCUUUCCGAGGGCACACUGGACCUGUUCGUUCUGUCGCAAUCUCGCCUGAUGGCAAACAUGUCGUGUCUGGAUCAUCGGACAAGACUAUCCGAGUGUGGGAUAUAGAAUCUCUCAACCGGUACCACCCUUCCGCACCUGCAAUAUGUUUUUCACCUAACCCAAUCCACGCUCUUCAUUCUGCCUCCUCCUUUCUCCAAGACUCUUCCACCCCAGCCUCUGUCACCGCGAACGAGGAUGGAUGGGUUGUCGGUCCCGAAGGACGGCUUCUCCUGUGGAUCCCGCUUAAUUUUCACCCGCUCAUGUAUUCCCCCGGCAACACACUCGUGAUACCCAAUCACGCCUCGCAGUUCGAUUUGAGUUGUCUCGCGCAUGGCACGUCUUGGCACAAGUGUCGGGAAUAG
Messenger RNA from Suillus clintonianus, 429 nucleotides. RefSeq lists its product as uncharacterized. Gene Ontology annotation, molecular function: protein binding. The record is from RefSeq and is a predicted model, not a curated record. Lineage: Eukaryota; Fungi; Basidiomycota; Agaricomycetes; Boletales; Suillaceae. The coding region runs from base 1 to 429 and encodes 142 amino acids. The transcript has a single exon.